GCGCUGACAAAAGGACAGUGAAGGCAGCACCGUCGUAGUCUUCCGCUUGUCGGCUACGAAAGCAGUAGCAAAAUAUGUCCGCAUCUGUUAUUGUCCGAAGGUUAGCAGCUCUGUCAGGGGCUUCAGCGGUGACAGCUGGGGCGUAUGGGGCUCACGGUUUCAAAAACACCGACCCUGAUGACUACCAGAGAGAGCUAUUUGAAACUGCCAAUAAGUACCAUUUCUACCACAGCCUGGCCCUGCUGGGUGCUGCCCACUCUGGCAAACCUGCUGUGGCUGGUACCCUCCUGAUAGCAGGUAUGGGGUUGUUCUGCGGCUCUCUGUACCACCAGGCCCUGACUGGGGACCCCGCUCUACGCAAGAUGGCUCCCUAUGGGGGCGUGGCUAUGAUCGCUGGUUGGCUGGCCAUUGUUCUCUGAACUGUGACACUAAACUGCCAGACUGUUAAUGGAUGAACUGGAGUGCUUGUAAGAGCUGGGUGAGAGGUACAAGUGCUGACUUAUUUCACACAUCUAACCACUCCCUGUCCUGGGUUGUUGUGGGUGUCGGCAGGAGAUAAGGUCACAACAGGAUUAUCACUUUUCUACCAUUGCUGUCUGUAUCUGACUGGUGCCCUUUGGCUUUUUUGUUUGAGAUAAAAUGGACAAGCAAAUGAAUUCACGCGUGCACAAUUUGUUGAUCUGACAUUUUCAAUGGCAUGUCAGUCUUGUACUGGGAAACCAAAUCAUUAAUGAGUGUGGCUGCGAAAAAUGGAAAAUCUUCAUUUUUACUAUACAUUAUGUUGCUGCAAUAAAUACAGCAAAAAUAAAGAAGGGAAUAUGAAGGCUUUAAUAAAUGCUGAUGAAAUAAAUACUUUUUCUGACACAUUG
Messenger RNA from Scatophagus argus, 869 nucleotides. RefSeq names its product transmembrane protein 256 (gene tmem256). The transcript has 4 exons. The record is from RefSeq and is a predicted model, not a curated record. The coding region runs from base 75 to 419 and encodes 114 amino acids. NCBI's taxonomy places the organism in Eukaryota, Metazoa, Chordata, Actinopteri, Scatophagidae.